Molecule: messenger RNA, 1522 nt
Organism: Mercurialis annua (annual mercury)
Lineage: Eukaryota; Viridiplantae; Streptophyta; Magnoliopsida; Malpighiales; Euphorbiaceae
Product: UDP-glycosyltransferase 87A1-like
Exons: 3
Coding region: 16-1440 (474 amino acids)
Molecular function (GO): UDP-glycosyltransferase activity
Source: RefSeq, a predicted model, not a curated record
UUGGCUUCUUUCCCAAUGGCAAUGGAAAUUCCUGUAAGCUUAAAAUUAUCAAGCCCCAUUUUUCACAUAGUGGCUAUGCCUCAUGCAGGCCAAAGCCAUAUCAACGCCAUGAUCAACCUCUGCAAUAUCUUAGCUUCCAAGAAACCUCACAAUAAUAAUCUUCUCAUUACUUUUGUUCUUACUGAAGAUCGGCUAUCUCAGUUUAAUAAUUUUAUCUCUAACACGAUCCGUUUCGAAUCAAUCCCUGAUGUUCUUCCGCCUGAAUCAGUUCGAUCUACGAAUUUUAAAGUAUUCUUUGAUGCAGUUCUGACAAAAAUGGAGGCUCCUUUUGAGCAGCUUCUUGAUCAGCUCCAGCCACCGGCGACUCUUAUUAUGGCGGAUUUUGUAUUGAAAUGGAUGCCUGAUUUAGGAACUCGAAGGAAUAUUCCGGUAGUAUCAUUCUUUUCUAUGUCUGCUACGUUCUUUUCUGUUCUUCUUUACCAAAAUGAACACUACCCUCUCGAUAUUUCCGAAAAUGGAGAUGAAAUUGUGGACAACAUACCUGGAGUUUCUUCAUUUCGUCGCAAGGAUCUUCCAACUUUAACAGUCGGAGAUUCGAGUAUCUUCAACGAAAUAAUGGACGCAAUCUCGUCCAUUUCUCGAGCACAAUACCUCAUAUUUGGUACAAUCUAUGAAUUUGAUCCUCGAGUUGUAGACAUUUUAAGGACAAGAUUCUCAUUUCCCAUCUACACCAUUGGCCCUGUAAUACCCUACAUGAACCUCCAAGAUCACCAUAAUUCUUCUUCCAGCAUCGCAACUACUAGUGCAAUCUACGAUGAUGAAACCGACUACUUCACAUGGCUAGAUCGCCAACCUAUUGAUUCCGUCUUGUACAUUUCUUUCGGCAGUUUUCUUUCAGUUUCCGGUGUUCAAAUGCAGGAGUUUGCAGCUGGUUUAGCUCAAAGUGGUGUGAAAUUCUUAUGGGUGGCACGCAAAGAAGUUGCACUGCUAAAAGAAAGUUUUCAUGAUAAUGAUAAAGCGCUAGAUAGCGGGUUGAUAGUAUCAUGGUGUGAUCAAUUGAAAGUGCUUUGCCAUCCUUCGGUUGGCGGAUUCUGGUCGCAUUGCGGUUGGAACUCUGUGCAAGAAGGUGCUUUUGCCGGCCUUCCGUUUCUUACUUUCCCGAUUGCAUUCGAUCAACAUUGUAAUAGUAAGCUGAUUGUGGAAGAUUGGAAAACUGGUUUGAAUUUGAAGAAAAAUGUGGGAGCUGAUAAUUUGGUAGGGAAGGAGGAAAUUGCUAAGAUUGUGAAGGAGUUCAUGGAUUUGGAAAGAGAUGAAGGAAAACAAAUGAGGAAAAGAGCUAAAGAGCUACAAAAAAUAUGUCAACUUGCAAUUGCAAAAGAUGGAUCUUUAGAAAUUAAUAUCAAAACCUUUUUUGAUGACAUUUCAUACCAAGUUAUCUAAAUUUGUUUUGAGGUGAAUUCCAUUUGUGUUUUUCUUGAUUUGGUCAUUUGAUGAGGAUUAUAACAUUUAUUUAUUUUAUUUA